AUGUCAUUUUCUGUUCGCCUAUCACAGAGUCUCUGCCAUUUGAUAACACCUGGUGGUUUAUGGGUGAAGAGAGCGGCACCCUUCCACCGUCAUACAUUUCAUAAAAAUGUUUCAAGUAUCACGCAUGUCAAAGACGGUGGGGUUCGUAUGGUGAAUGUUGAAGACAACGGCAAGCUAGAAACGAAACGAGUUGCUUGCGCAUCUGGUCGAGUGGUUGUGAAUCAAGCUAUCAUUGACUUGCUGAGAAGAUCCGAUUCUUCUUGUAAGGAUUCGAGUUUGUCAGCUUCAAGCAAAGGACCAGUUCUAACAACAGCGGAAAUUGCGGGCAUUAUGGGGGCGAAAAAGACCUCUGAUCUUAUUCCUUUGUGCCACAAUAUUAAUCUUUCUCAGAUUGAGAUUAAAUGCAGAAUAGAUGAAGGGAGCAAUUCCAUCCUGGUCUCUUCAGUUGCACGUUCUACCAGCAAGACUGGAGUCGAAAUGGAGGCUCUCACUGGGGUUUCAAUCGCAGCUUUGACCCUCUAUGACAUGUGCAAGGCGGUGUGCAAAUCUGCAGUCAUCCAAGAGAUCCAACUUGAUUAUAAAUCCGGAGGGAAGAGUGGCGAAUACAUUCGAUCAAAUAAUUGUGAAAGAUACAAAUAG
Messenger RNA from Condylostylus longicornis, 639 nucleotides. RefSeq names its product cyclic pyranopterin monophosphate synthase-like. The transcript has a single exon. The record is from RefSeq and is a predicted model, not a curated record. Gene Ontology annotation, biological process: Mo-molybdopterin cofactor biosynthetic process. Bases 1 to 639 code for a protein of 212 amino acids. NCBI's taxonomy places the organism in Eukaryota, Metazoa, Arthropoda, Insecta, Diptera, Dolichopodidae.